GAGGAAGCACUCGUUCUGAGAUAAUUUCGAGCUCAACCGCCAGUGGCCAGUGGAGAGGUGAGCGGUUCCAGUUGGGAGUAGGACUGCUAGGGCGAUCGCCUCCUCAUCCCAAGCACUCACUCCAUCAUCAUCCUCUGACUCGCCCUAAUCGGCCUACACACUCAUCCUCCUCCUUAUUAUCCCUCCCAUCCCAUCCGAUUCCUUUAUUAUCACUUCCACCCCCAUCUCCAGUCUUCACUCUCUCUUCAAGAAUCCUAUUAACCUGACUCUCUUUUGAAUCUGUCUGUCUGUCUUGGCCUGUCUUGUACUACACUACUCUGCAAGAGCUCGGCUCUGCUGUCUGUCUGUCCUUUUUUUUUACAUAAAACCCACCAGCGCUGCAAUACCAAUAAUCAUCUUAAAACCCAAUUCAAUCUCCCAUUAAUCCUCAUCAUCCUCCAUCCUCCCCUCACUCGCUCACUCACUCGCUCUCCAUCCCCCCAACUCUUCUCUCCCAAAUCUUCACACCCACUACUAUACGCCCAUCACUUUUCCCGUCGUUGGCCAUCACCCUCCAAGCCUCGCGAAGACCUAGCUAAGCAGCCAGCCCUCGGCAUUCAGGCAGCGCCUUCUGCAAUCACCUCAUCCGCUCUAUUAAACGCCUAACGCCUCUCCCAACCUGCCCCUCACCAUUCACUCUCUCCCGAUCAGUAAUUGAUUUCGGCAUCGAUACUCUCGAUCACCCUACCUUCAUUUUUCCCUGUCUUCUCUCUAAUUCCUCCAAUCGCUCCCUUAGCCGAUCUUCCCCUUUCAAGGAUCUUGCUUUAUUCCAAUCAACUCCUCACUCACCCUUCGCCUAAUUAAUUUAUCCCCGAUCGUUCACCCCUCUACGCAAUGGCCCCACGUCGGACCAACAGCCGUGGCACUCAUGUCCGCUCCAUCUCUCUAGCUGAUGAGAAUGCCCCGGUCAACUCACUCGUCGGCCCCCAACGUUCCAAAGCCGCUCUGCUGUCCAAACCGACUCGCACUGGAACAUCAGGAGCUGCACCUUCAAGCUCGAAGGACUCGACUCACAAGUCCUCCUCGUCCGUUGGCACAGGUUUCGUUCCCGGCCGAAGGGUCCUGGGAGACGUUAGCAACGCAGUGAAGGCUGCUAUCUCUGCUAAGGCCGAUCAAGAUGCCAAAGACAGCAAACCUUUUGUUAAACCUUCGAAAGUACGCAAAGUCGGAAGCCAAGCAUCAUUGGACCAUUCUGACUCCUCCCUCAAUGUUCGCAACUGCUCGGAGGGACCUGCUGCCACCUUUGGUGGAAAUGCUGGAAAGAAGGUAGCGGCAACUCUCAAGAACCGCUCAUCUGCUCAGAGCCUCAACUCAACCGGCCUCAAUCCCAAGCGCAAGUCUACUCAGAAGCCAUCCAGCUCAUCCUCGAACCCUUGGGCUGCAGUUGCCCCCAAAGUUUUGCGUGAAGAGCUCAAUGAAGUCGAGGUGAUUGCUGAUUACGAUGAUCAAAUUAAACUAGACGACUUGGAGGAAGUUUCGCACGACUUUGCGCGACACGAAUAUGAGACGAUUUCUUCAAGAGAUGAACACAUGAACUUAGACCCGAAGGAAGAACAGAUGACGAUUGAAGACGAAGAAGUGUCCAAACCUGAAUCAAAGCUAGCUGCAAACGUUGAACCAGAAGAUUUUACCAGUUCUUCCGAGCAAGAUCUCAACGACCGCGAGCACAUGUUUGAAGAACCAAAAGCUCGAGCUCAGUCCUUCAACUCUGAUGAAAAUGAACUCAGCCUAUGCAGGAACAACGUCGAGGAUGAUGUAAACAAUGUACAUGGGGAAAAUUGGAUGAUGCUUCCAGCCGAGGAGGAGAUGGAAUGUCAUCAAGUCAUUGAAGCCAUCAAACGAGAUUUCCAAGAAGAACUCGACUUCUGGGACGCCACCAUGGUAGCUGAGUACAGCGAAGAAAUCUUCAAGUACAUGGAGCAACUCGAGGAAACUACCCUGCCCAACCCUAGAUACAUGGAGUCGCAAACCGAAAUCGAAUGGGACAUGCGUACCACUUUGAUCGAUUGGUUGCUUCAAGUUCACAUGAGAUACCACAUGCUUCCUGAAACUCUAUGGAUAGCCGUCAACAUAAUUGACCGAUUUUUAUCCAAGCGCGUGGUCAGCCUCGUCAAGUUUCAACUCGUUGGUGUCACCGCCAUGUUUGUUGCUGCCAAGUACGAGGAGAUUAUGGCACCGAGUGUCGAAGAAUUUGUCUACAUGACUGAAAACGGCUACACUCGUGACGACAUACUCAAAGGCGAAAAGAUCCUCCUCUCGACUUUGGAUUUCAAAAUCUCUCCUUACUGCUCCCCCUACUCAUGGCUCCGCCGUAUUUCCAAGGCGGAUGAUUACGACAUCCAAACCCGAACGCUAUCCAAGUUCCUCAUGGAACUCACUCUGCUCGACCACCGGUUCUUACGAGCCAAGUCCAGCAUGAUCGCUGCCAUUGGCAUGUACACUGCCCGUCGAAUGCUCGGUGCUGAUUGGAACGAUGCAUUCAUCUUUUACUCUGGCUACGCAGAAGCCCAAUUGAUCACCCCGAUGACCUUCCUGAUUGAAUUCCUAUCAACGGACGGCUUUGAAGAUCGAUUUGUUUACAAGAAGUACGCUAACCGAAAGUUCCUCAAGGCUAGCAUCUUCGCCAGAAACCAAGCUUUGAAGAGAGUUCGAGAGGAGUCUGGUAGUCCUGAUGCUUGAUCAUCACCCGAUCAACGCCACUGUAGGAACAUGAGGACAUGUCGACCAAAACUGGGAUUACGUACUUGUAAUUUUUAUUCCUUUUCUUUCCUUCACCCCUUAAUGUAUUUCGUCUACCAUCCUAACUCUUGUUAUGUACGUUCCCAAUGGGGAUGGUAUGAGUGGACAAUUGGGUUUCAGAAGCCGCCCUAAGUUACUGUGACACCAUUCAGUUGUUUGUUCUUCCAUUUUAAAUCAAAAAUGUCGCCGCAUGGUGGAGAAGUCAACCUUUUUGUUUUGUGUGUUGCUUAAAUUUUUUUGUGGCGUGCUCUGGCUCCUGUUUGUUGUUUCAUGUCAAGAUCCCUUUUUCUUUUGCGCGCUGGUUUUUUUCUUUUUUUUCUUUUUCACUCAUCAAAUUCACACCUUCAUUUACUGUCCUUUUCUUCGUCUGCAUCAUCCAUGUCACAUCAUGGUCUAUACAAAAGAACAAAAAAAACAUCACACCCUUUUUCUUUCCUGUCCCUCCGCUUCUUGAAGCCCUCGUUCUAUAACGUCUUGUUUGUUUUGUAACCAACGAGUUCCACCCGUGUCUUGUUUUUUGCUUCCUCCACAUCGCUUUCUUUUUCAUCCAAUCAUCACUUGUUUUUUUGUUUUCAUCUCCCCCCCUCAACCUUAUUUGUGAUAUAAACAUCAAAAAUAAAAAAAACCCCGCUUCCCUUCUUUAUAUAGGUUUUUUUUUGCAUCCCUUCCUCCAAACUUAUUCUUCUUCCUCUUUUUUCCCUUAUCAUCAUCAUCAUCCCACACCUCCCCGUAUGUAAAUAAACAAACCAAAAUUCAGACAUCACAUGAUCUCGUGUGAUCUCUCCUCACUGGUCCAGUUCCCCCUUUUUCCGUCCGAAAAAACAAACAAACCUUCACUUCACAA
Molecule: messenger RNA, 3622 nt
Organism: Puccinia graminis f. sp. tritici CRL 75-36-700-3
Lineage: Eukaryota; Fungi; Basidiomycota; Pucciniomycetes; Pucciniales; Pucciniaceae
Product: cyclin B
Exons: 8
Coding region: 874-2718 (614 amino acids)
Biological process (GO): G2/M transition of mitotic cell cycle; regulation of cyclin-dependent protein serine/threonine kinase activity
Cellular component (GO): cyclin-dependent protein kinase holoenzyme complex; cytoplasm; centrosome
Molecular function (GO): cyclin-dependent protein serine/threonine kinase regulator activity
Source: RefSeq, a predicted model, not a curated record